CCCUGGGGAAAUAUCCCAUCGUCUAGUCCCACCAGUCUUCCUUUUUUUUGCCUCCAUCUCCUCCGGCGAUGGCCGCCGGUCUCCUGCUGGUCGUCGCCGCCGCGGCCCCGCAUCGCCGGAAAUGCCGCCCGCGCCUGCUCCUCUGCGGCUCGGCUCCGAGGCCCUACCACAGCUGCCGCGUCUCCCUGCGACCGUGGCCGUGCGCGGCCAGGUUCGCCGCGUCAGCCUCCGGCGGUGGCGGGGGCGGGUCGGAGGCGCCGUCGGAGGGAGAGGUAGGCGGAUGCGGCGCGGAGCGGACCGUCGAGGAGCUACAGAGACACGCCUCCGACGCCGACGAGUCAGAGAAGGUGGAGACUAGACUUAUCUCCUAGACUUGAGAUAAGGACAUGCAGGGAGACCAGACUAGCAGUGAAGUCAGGUCAUAAGAUGCUUCCGUGUUCCCCAGCUAGCUUAAUUUACCAUGUGAGGUCAUACAAUGCUUGGAUUGCUCAUAAUGCCGGCCCUUUGCUACCUUGUGAUCAUCAACAACACCAGGGGCACAGCUGCGUGCAUUGUCGUGGAGAGGAAUGCGCUGGCUUCAUUCAACGCCAGCAUCAUUGACUAUCCUGGUGGGAGGUUACGCUCAUGGCAAGGAUAAAACUGCUGCAGCUAGGCCGGUGUGAGCUGCAGCAAGAAGACCGGCCAUGUCGCCAAGCUGGACCUUGGUAGUUACUCCCUCAAAGGCGAGAUCAGUCCAUCUUUGGCCGGUUUGACCAGAUUGAUGCACCUCAACCUAAGCCAUGGGGAUUUUCGUGCCGUGCCCAUCCCAGAAUUCAUAGGCUCUUUCAAGAUGUUGAGGUAUCUUGAUCUGUCGCAUGCCGGUUACGGCGGAACAACUCCUCCUCAACUCGGUAAUUUGUCCAGACUCAGCUAUCUUCAUCUGGGCUCAUUCAGAGUUCCUGGGAUCAGUCUGGAUAAUUUCAUGUACAUGCACAGUCACACUGACACAGUGACACUACAGAACCAAAUUAGGAUGAAGACAGGGGAUUGGAUCGAACCAAGCUGCACACUACUUCUGAAAAAUUCUUAUUAUGACAACCAUGGCCACAUUACAUUGUUCCAGAAAUGGCCACUUACAGAAGGUGGGGAAGGAAGCUUAUCAUAUUUCAAAUUUGGGGGUGUGCUUGCAGGUGGCGAAGGAACAGGCUGAACAGAGGGCGACGACGAAGCAGAUGUUCGAUUUGGGCAAAGGGCGUACUGGAAAGUGGUGUAUAGCCACUCCAUAUAAUUCUUGGAGGCGGCACUCUUCCUCGCGAUUUGUGGUAGAAUUUUGAGAAUUGUGGGUCUCCUCAGCACCAUCAGUCUAACCAGUUAUUUUAAUUUGAAACGAUGAGACCGCUGGCUGGUCAGCACAAACUGCAAGCAGACAAGACAGGUAUACGAGACCAGACUUGAGAUAAGGACAUGCAGGGAGACCAGACAAGGAGAGAAGACAAAUCUUGAUCUGCAAUACAAUGGGAGGAUAUACGAUGCUUGAGAUGCCAUGGGAGGUCUGUAUUACCUGGCCAGCUUAGUUUAGCUUCACAGUUUACUCCACAGCCAUGGGAGGUCAUACCAUGCUCAGAUUGCUCACGGGGUUGGCCCUAUGGUGCCUCGUGAUCAACUUCACCAGGGGCAAAGCUGCGUGCAUCGGCGUGGAGAGGGAUGCACUGGCUGCCUUCAACGCCAGCAUCACUGAUGCUGGUGGGAGGUUACGCUCAUGGCAAGGAGAAAACUGCUGCAACUGGGGCGGUGUGAGCUGCAGCAAGAAGACCGGCCAUGUCGUCAAGCUGGACCUUGGUGGUUACUCCCUCAAAGGCGAGAUCAGUCCAUCUUUGGCUGCUUUGACCAGAUUGGUGCACCUCAACCUGAGCCAUGGUGACUUUGGUGCGGUGCCCAUCCCGGAAUUCAUAGGCUCCUUCAAGAUGUUGAGGUAUCUUGAUCUGUCGCAUGCCGGUUUUGGUGGAAUAGCUCCUCCUCAACUCGGUAAUUUGUCGAGACUCGUCUAUCUUGAUCUGGGUUCGUUUGGAGGUCCUGGGAUCACUGUCAAUAACUUCCGUUGGGUUUCCAAGCUGACAUCCCUGAGGUAUCUCGACCUCAGUUGGUUGUAUCUUGCCGCUUCUGUGGAUUGGCUGCAGGCAGUGAACAUGCUACCAUCACUCCAAGUGCUUCGCCUGAAUGAUGCUAGUCUUCCUGCCACCGACCUCACUUCUCUUUCUCAAGUCAACUUCACUUCCCUUACGCUGCUUAAUCUGAAGAAUAACGAUCUGAAUUCCUCCAUGCCGAAUUGGAUUGACAAGCUAUCUGCCCUCUCAGAGUUGGACAUGACUAGUUGUGGGCUUUCGGGCAUGAUUCCUGAUGACCUUGGCAAACUGACUUCACUUAUGUUCAUAGGGCUUGGGGACAACAAGUUGACUGGAGCAAUACCAACAUCAGCUAGUAGGUUGUGCAACUUGGUUCAAAUCAGUUUGUCCGGGAACAUCUUGUCAGGAGAUAUUGCAGAAGCAGCCAAGAGCCUAUUUCCUUGUAUGAAGCAGUUGCAGAUCCUUGAACUUGCUGGUAAUAACUUAACCAGAAACCUAUCUGGUUGGCUUGAGGUCAUGUCAGGCUUAAGAAUCCUUGAUCUCAGUGCGAACUCACUGUCUGGAGUUGUGCCACAUGGUAUUGGUAACCUAUCAAGCCUGACAUACUUGGAUAUAUCCUUCAACAGAUUUAAAGGCACACUAUCGGAACUCCACUUUGCCAAUUUGUUAAGAUUGGAUACUUUAGAUCUAGCAUCAAAUUCAUUCGAGAUUGUAGUCAAACAAAGCUGGAUGCCACCUUUUCAGCUCAUAAAUCUCGGACUGCAUGACUGCCUUGUAGGACCAGAGUUUCCAACUUGGCUGCAAUCACAAACUAUAAUCGAGAUGACCGAUCUAGGCAGUGCAGGCAUCAGGGGUCCAUUACCUGACUGGAUCUGGAACUUCUCUUUGUCAAUGACUAGCUUAAAUGUCUCAACAAACAACAUAACUGGUAUGUUGCCUGCAAGCUUGGAGCCAGUGGCGAAGCUAGAAAUUUUGUGAAGCCUGGGCAAACUUGAGCCUAAGUAUAAAAUAGCUCCAAACAUCUGAGUUUGGUGCAAGGAGGGUGAGGGGGGCAUAGGCCCCCUCGGCCUCAACAUAGCUCCGCCAGUGAAAUAUGAAGUCAAAACAUAAGCCUAGUAGUCGUGCAAAUGUAAUUUUUAAGUAAACUAUUAUAUAACAUAUUAAUGUUCAGUUUCAUCGAACAGAAUAAAGUUGAGACUUAGACAACAUAAGUCUUAGAAUGAGGCCAUGCAUAGGACCAAAUCCCAUAGGUCUCGGGGUCCCAUCCACCCUUCUACUAUCGGUUUCCGGGUGUGAGCCAGAUGUAGAGCUUGGAUUUGAAUAUUGCUUUGGCCAUCAUGUUGCUAGAAAAUUCAAAAUUAUAGUCAUCCAAAUUAGCUUCCAAACGUCCUAGAAAACGCUACAAGAUAAAAAAGAAGGAUUUGUAGUGCAAAUAAAGUACGUGUUGUGACUUGUGAGCGUGUUCAAAGUAAAGAACUUUAGAGAAUAGAGACGAUCAGAUAAAACAUACCAAUAAUAUGCUAAAGAAAAUCACGAGGGAAAAUUCUUGUGGUAAGUGUGAGUGCUUGCUCUACUAACCAAAUUUUACCAUCUGUGAAAUUCAGUAAUUUCAAAAUUGAAGUUAACAUGUAACUAUCUGAAACAAAUCCAUAAACCAAAGACUAGACUUUUGAGGCCGUGAUCAUCACCGGAGGUCAAUUUUCCAUCGGCUGACCUCAAAAUUUAAGCCCUAAAUCUACCAAUUUCCAAAUUAGUUAGUAGUCUUAUCUGAUCAUCAUAAAGAGGAUGAGAUGACGAGUUGUCGAGGAUGUAAGCCGUUGCUGAAAAUGGAUUUGCUCUACCCAGCACUUCCUCUGCACCAUGGCCUGCCUCCGCUUGUCGCCAAUCUGUCUCACAAUACGUACAAACGGACAGCUAAAGUGCAGACAAGGGUUGUGAUUGCUCGUGUUCCUCUCAAGUAAUUAUUCUAGAAGAAGCAAACUUAGCACCCUAUGACUGUUGAACAUUAUGCUUGAUAUAGCCAAGUUUUUUAAAAAAAGUACAAGUGUGAAAAAAUAACUUACACAAUAUUCUGUUUCAUUAUUAUAAAAACAUCAUUAAGUUUGUGUUAACUUAAAUUUGCCACUAUGAUUGUCAAUAAAAUAAAAUAGUAAUAAUUUCACCAGAAGAGAUCUUAGCUGCAAAUUCUCUAUGUAUAUUAUCAUGCUUUUCGAAGCAAGUCGCCUCACAUUUUACUUCAAGAAAUCAAAUUAUCAUGUUUAACAAAUAAAUAAAUUUUGUCGCGUUUGGCGACUUUUUCUCUUAUGCAUUAGAUAUCUUAUGGCUAACAGAAUUAAAUCUAAGUAAUAUUUUUGGUAUGCACAAGAUCAGAUUUGAGAGAUACGAGCCGAAAACCAAAAAGAUUUCUGCUGAUGCCAUCUAUUCAUACGUGGCAAAAUGAAUGGUGAUGGAGGCGUGUGGACGAUCUGCAAACGCCAACACGUGUGGGCGUUAGUUUUUCCGAAAAUUUAACUAGCCCAUUGUUACCCCUAAAAAUAAGCUAACCCAUUGUUUAUCACAUACGUGCAUACGUGGACCCUUUUUGAAUCAAUCGUGCAUGCACUGGUGCCCAGGUAAACCACGACUAGCAGUAAAAUCUGCCUAUUGUUUAUCAUGCAUGUACAAUGUCUCACAGCCAACGAGCCCGGGCAAGUGCCCGGGGUGGCUGGGCGCUGGCUCCGCCCCUGCUUGGAGCAAUUGACAAUGCUAACAACUCUAAGCAUGAGAAAUAAUAAGCUUCAAGGUAACAUUCCAGAUUUGCCGCUUAGCAUCCGAGUGUUGGACCUAUCCUGCAACAACUUAUCAGGACCAUUGCCACAUAGCUUUCGAGACAAAGAAUUGCAUUACCUAUCACUGUCAAAAAAUUACAUUAGUGGAGUAAUCCCAACAGAUUUUUGCAACAUGAUAUCAUUGGAACUGAUUGACCUAUCUGAUAACAAC
This is a messenger RNA of Triticum aestivum (bread wheat), 5081 nucleotides long. Its product is annotated as receptor-like protein EIX1. The record is from RefSeq and is a predicted model, not a curated record. The transcript is spliced from 2 exons. Bases 1581 to 3080 code for a protein of 499 amino acids. NCBI's taxonomy places the organism in Eukaryota, Viridiplantae, Streptophyta, Magnoliopsida, Poales, Poaceae. Gene Ontology annotation, molecular function: protein binding.